CAAUUCCGAUCUCUAACGGUAAAGUAUGGAAAUAAAUAAAUAAAUAAAUAAAAAUAUGAUUCAUAACGUUCUGUCUUUCCACUGUCACUGUGAUUGAUUGGAAAUGCAUUCAGAGAGAGAACAGUCAUGGAGAGUCCUCGUUACUGCCAAAGCCAACAAAUUCAACUUCAGACUCAGAUUCAUCGCCGCAACUCCAACUCACAAACCCACUUCCAACUUCUCCUUCUCCUUCUUCCGCCUCUCCAUUCUCCUCAACCUUCCUAAAUUCGCCUUAUCAAUCAAUUCCCACCCCACGCAACCAACAAGAUUCAUCAAAUUUCUCCACAGAUUUCGCCCUCCAUUGCUCAAGAAGAAGGAACCAAAUGCCCCACAUCGAAAGGACCUAAUUCGUAUCAUUGGCUUUUGGGUUGUGGGGCUUUUAUCAUGUCUGGCUCUAUCUGUCUUCAUGAAUGGUCAAAGGGGAAUCGUGAUGCUUUCUUAUGUGGGAUCUUUGUUGCUUCUGUUCAGGAAAUUGAAGAUGGCAAAGGUUAUGAAUUUAAAUAUGGCUGGUAGGAAUGAUCAUGUGAUUGUUGAUGCUUUUUAAGCGUUAGCACAGGGCUGGAGCUGCUCCUAACUAGUUGGAGUAAUUUUAGCGUAACAACCCACCUACGUUCAAAGGAGGUUAUGAUCCCGAUGCUGCUAAUAUAUGGUUGACAAAGAUCGAGAAGAUCUUCAAUGCUAUGGAGUGCCUUCCUGCUUAGAAGGUGAAUCUGGCCACCUUCAUGUUGAUUGUUGAUGCAUACUUUUGAUGGGAAGGAGCACUACAAUGGAUGAUUGAUGAGGGAGUGCAUUUGAAUUGGGACAACUUCAAAAGGGUCUUCCUUGAGAAGUACUUCCAGGAUGAUGUGAGGAGUCAAAAGGAGGUGGAGUUCCUUGAGCUAAAGCAAGGAAAUGGCACAGUAGCAGAGUAUGCUGCCAAGUUUGACUCAUUAGUUCGUUACUGCUCUCAUUAUCAUGAUGAGGGUGGUGAACGGGCUAAGUGCAUUAAGUUUGUGAAUAGGUUACAUCUCAAAAUGAAAACAGCGAUCAACUAUCAAGAGAUCUACCAUUUUCCAACCUUAGUGAACAAGUGCCACAUCUUUGACCGUGACAACCGUGCACGUGCUGCUUUCUACAAGGGAGCUAGAGGUCCUAUACAUGCUGCAAGUUCUGGUACUCCGAGUAGGAGUAAGCCUUACUUCGCUCCUGCUAGGUUCUAAGGGAGUCGAGUUAUUGCUAGUGGGAGCAAAUCACAUGCUGGUGGAAGUAAAUCCUCUAUCUAUUUUUUAAGCUCAGCUAACUCCUUAAGAGACAUCCUAUAGGGUGCUAUAGGUAUAGGUGAGGUACCUGGCACUAAGUCUAUGCUAAACUCAGUCUCUCUCUUAGGCGGUAAACUAGACACAUCCUUAGGGAAUACUUCUGAGAAUUCUCUCACUAAGGGAAUCUCAUCUAGCUUACUAUCAGUCUCAAGUAUUAAGGAAGCUAAGAUCAUGUACACUCUUUUAUUUUCUUUUAAACAAGUUUUAAUAUUGGCAGCAUUAAGAAAUUCUGUCUUCUUACAUUCACCAAAAGAAAUAGAUUUAUCAAAGCAGCUUAAGAGGACAUGAUUGGACGAUAACCAGUCCAUACCAAGGAUAACAUCUAAUUGACUAAGAGGUAAACAAAUCAAGUCAACUAGAAACUGCUUAUCAAAAAUAACCAAAGGACACUUCAAACAGACUUAGGAUAA
Molecule: messenger RNA, 1747 nt
Organism: Cajanus cajan (pigeon pea)
Lineage: Eukaryota; Viridiplantae; Streptophyta; Magnoliopsida; Fabales; Fabaceae
Source: RefSeq, a predicted model, not a curated record